This is a messenger RNA of Debaryomyces tyrocola, 670 nucleotides long. Lineage: Eukaryota; Fungi; Ascomycota; Pichiomycetes; Serinales; Debaryomycetaceae. The record is from the annotation of a GenBank genome assembly.
AUGUCUGGUUCUGGUGCUUCCGGUAACAAAUUCCGUAUGUCUGUAUGUGACUAGUUUUAUUUUAUUGAAGACGUUAUGGGAGAGAUGUGAAUCCAAACUUAAGGACGAUAUUGAAGAAUGAUUAAAAAUGCAGAAAAUAACUAAAAUUGCUUAGUGGGAAAAGAAAGGGAUACAAGCGAAUAGAGCAUUAUAUUUGUCGAAGGAUAGUAAUUAGAAUAUAUUCAAAAAGAAAGAAACUCAUCUCGAAGUAGCGAUCUUUUUUUUUCAUAGAUGAACAUAAUACUAACAAAGAUUCUAGUUAGGUUUACCAGUUGGUGCCGUUGUAAACUGUUGUGAUAACUCAGGUGCAAGAAACUUAUACAUCGUCUCUGUUAAGGGAUUCGGUGCUAGAUUAAAUAGAUUACCUGCUGCCUCAGCCGGUGAUAUGGUUAUGGCUACCGUUAAAAAGGGUAAGCCAGAAUUAAGAAAGAAAAUCAUGCCAGCAAUUGUUGUUAGACAAGCUAGACCAUGGAGAAGAAAGGAUGGUGUCUACUUAUACUUCGAAGAUAAUGCUGGUGUUAUUGUCAAUCCAAAGGGUGAAAUGAAGGGUUCUGCCAUCACUGGUCCAGUCGCUAAGGAAUGUGCUGAUUUAUGGCCACGUAUUGCUUCCAACUCUGGUGUUGUUGUUUAG